UAGACAUGGCGGCGCCCGAGGAGCACGAUUCUCCGGCUGAAGGGCCUCAGCCGGCGGUGCAGGAGGAGGAAACGAAAACGUUUAAAGAUCUGGGUGUGACAGAUGUGUUGUGUGAAGCUUGUGACCAGUUGGGAUGGACAAAGCCCACAAAGAUCCAGAUUGAAGCUAUUCCUUUGGCCUUACAAGGUCGUGAUAUCAUCGGGCUGGCAGAAACUGGAUCUGGAAAAACAGGGGCUUUUGCUUUGCCCAUUCUGAAUGCACUGCUGGAGACGCCCCAGCGUCUGUUUGCCUUAGUUCUCACGCCCACUCGAGAGCUGGCCUUUCAGAUUUCAGAGCAAUUUGAAGCCCUGGGGUCUUCUAUUGGUGUGCAAAGUGCUGUAAUUGUAGGUGGAAUUGAUUCAAUGUCCCAGUCUCUGGCCCUGGCCAAAAAACCACACAUAGUAAUAGCAACUCCUGGUCGAUUGAUUGACCACUUGGAAAAUACAAAAGGUUUCAACUUAAGAGCUCUCAAAUACUUGGUCAUGGAUGAAGCAGACCGAAUAUUGAAUAUGGAUUUUGAGACAGAAGUUGACAAGAUCCUCAAGGUGAUUCCCCGAGAUCGGAAAACAUUUCUCUUCUCUGCUACCAUGACCAAGAAGGUGCAAAAACUUCAGCGAGCAGCACUGAAGAAUCCUGUGAAGUGUGCUGUUUCCUCCAAAUACCAGACAGUUGAGAAAUUACAGCAAUAUUAUCUUUUUAUUCCCUCUAAAUUCAAGGAUACCUACCUGGUUUAUAUUCUUAAUGAAUUGGCUGGAAACUCCUUUAUGAUAUUCUGCAGUACCUGUAACAAUACUCAGAGAACAGCUUUGCUACUCCGAAACCUUGGAUUCACUGCCAUCCCCCUGCAUGGACAGAUGAGUCAGAGCAAACGCCUAGGAUCCCUUAAUAAGUUUAAGGCAAAGGCUCGUUCUAUCCUUCUAGCAACUGAUGUUGCAAGCCGAGGUUUGGACAUACCUCAUGUGGAUGUAGUUGUUAACUUUGACAUUCCUACCCAUUCCAAGGAUUACAUCCAUCGAGUGGGUCGAACUGCUCGAGCUGGGCGAUCAGGAAAAGCUAUCACCUUUGUCACACAGUAUGAUGUGGAACUCUUUCAGCGCAUAGAACACUUAAUUGGGAAGAAACUGCCUGUCUUUCCAACACAGGAUGAUGAGGUUAUGAUGCUGACAGAACGUGUGACUGAAGCCCAGAGAUUUGCCCGAAUGGAGUUAAGGGAGCAUGGAGAAAAGAAGAAACGUACACGGGAGGACGCUGGGGACAACGAUGACACGGAGGGUGCUAUUGGUGUCAGGAACAAGGUGGCUGGAGGAAAAAUGAAGAAAAAACGAAAAGGCCGUUAAUUUCUUUUAUAAAGAUUCAAUUUCAGCCUUCUGUUCCAUAAAAGGGGAUUGUAGAAGAAAAUGAAACUCCCACACAGGGAGUCUGACGGGCCUAAUCCCGGGUCUCCAGGAUCACGCACUGAACCGAAGGCAGCGCUAAACCGCUGAGCCAUCCAGGCUGCCCAAGAAAUAAAAUGUAAAAAAAAAAUA
Molecule: messenger RNA, 1565 nt
Organism: Nyctereutes procyonoides (raccoon dog)
Lineage: Eukaryota; Metazoa; Chordata; Mammalia; Carnivora; Canidae
Gene: DDX47
Product: DEAD-box helicase 47
Exons: 12
Coding region: 6-1376 (456 amino acids)
Molecular function (GO): ATP binding; RNA helicase activity; nucleic acid binding
Source: RefSeq, a predicted model, not a curated record